This is a messenger RNA of Closterium sp. NIES-67, 2410 nucleotides long. The record is from the annotation of a GenBank genome assembly. NCBI's taxonomy places the organism in Eukaryota, Viridiplantae, Streptophyta, Zygnematophyceae, Desmidiales, Closteriaceae.
CCUUCAUAAUGCUUCCAUCAUCUGCCUCGAGUAGAUAGAUAAACUGACGGAUGAUCAUCACUCAUAUUGCUGCACGCGCCUCCAGUUAGCGCCUGACGGAUCGUUACUACUACCUAACGGGACACAGUGAUGGAAAACAAGUAGAUGCAAAGCAGAGCCUAUCAGGACAAGCUCCUCCCAAAACAGAACCACGUGCUGAUUCGUCGGUGUCUUCUGCUCGCCCUCGCUCAAGUCUAAGGCGCGACUUAGUAUUAGUAGCAGUAGCAGUAGCAUUAGCAGUGGCAGAUAGCUGUGGGGGAUUCUAAACCAUAGGCUUGCAGGAUGAUGACGUGUCCACAACUUAAAAGCUCGCACCGCGCGUGGGGCAUACACGUGGCAGCCACGCUGUUCGUCCUCAUUCCGCUGCUGGUGUGCGCGAACACACUGGCGCCGUUCCUCCUCCCGCUCCUUCUCUCACGCUCCCCCUCCUCCGCCGCGCGCCAAGCCGCGCCAAACGGUACCUCAAGCGCCUGCAACGCGCCCGCCGCGAUUGCCGCCGUGGCAGUGGCGCAGGAUGCGGGUAGCGGGCUGGGCGGAGUGACAAGGGGCGAAGAGCAGCAGCAGGGUGCAGCGAGUGACGUGUCGACGGUGGAACAACUACUGCGUUACACGGAGGGCAUUGAAGCGAGGCGCGGGCAGAACCAGUCGGACGUGAAUAUAGCGAGAGUGCUUGAGGUGGAGGCGAAACAGUGGAGGCAGCGCACCUACCAGCAGAGAGGGUUCAUCUACCAGUUCAGUGCAUACCGCAUCAGCCCAUCUCGCUUCGUCGUACUCGGUAUAAGCAGGCUCGACUUCCUUUGGGUGAAGGAGGGAGAGGGCUGCCGAUGGGUGGGGCGAGACGGGAGUAGUGUGAACGGUACAGUGCGGUACAGAGACUUCAUGCAUCCCAAGUCCAAGAAUGACGCGUUAGCAGCGUUCUGCCAGCUGGCAGGCAACACCUCCCGGGCGGGCGGCUAUCUGGCGAUGACCAUGGACGGCGUGGAGGCUGCCGUAUUCACUGAGGAGGCCGGGGAGCCGCUGGAGCCUCCCCCCGACGACUCGCUCCCCGUGCGCCUCACGUGGUGCUCGCAGCCGCUCUACGGCGCGCUGGACGAGGGCGCGGUGUGGGUGUGGGCGGAGUACCAUCGCGCGCGCAUGGGCGUGCAGCGCUUCGUCUUCUACGACAUGGCGGCGUGGACCCCACAGCUCACCGCGGUCUUCCAGCCCUACUUCGACGCGCGCAUCGCUGCGAUCACGGACAUGUCGGCUGGGUUCCGCCUCGGAUUCUUCGCGGGUGGGGCCCUUCUCGCGUUCGUAUCGAAACAUCAGACCCUGGCCAACAACGACUGCAUGUUCCGCUCCCUCGCAACCUCCCGCUGGGUCACGCUGCACGACACCGACGAGUUCCUCGCCCCCGUGCCGCCACACUCCCUGCCCUCGCUCCUCGCCGCCUACAGCCAGGCGGCCUGGCUCUCCCACGGGGCCCUUGUUGUGGAGUUGUCUGUGUGCGAUGGGGGGCCGAAGGAGGGGAGUGAAGGGAGGAAUGGCAGCCACGCUGCUGAAAGUGAAGGGAGCAGCAGUGAGGCGUCUGCCACAGACACAGCAGCGACGGAAACAGCAGAUGCAGAAGCAUCAGAUGCAGCAGAAGCAGAUGCAGCAGGUGCAGAAGCAGCACGGGCAGAAAGAGCAGAAGCAGCAGGGGCAGAAGCAGCAGGGGCAGAAGCAGCAGAGGCAUCAGAAGCUGCAGGUGCAGAGGCAGCAGCAGCAGCGGCGAAAAGAAAGGGCUUGGAGGUGCUGUCGAAGCUGGUGUUUCGGCGGCCGGAGGUGUGGUGUGUGAAGGACGGGGCAAAGGAGCCGAUCGAACCGGACCUGUGUGAGGACUGGCGUGGCCACCGCAAGCUCGUCGUCAAUCCCAGGAAGACAUCAGUGAUGUCCAUCCACGUGGCACGGGAGCCCCAGAAGGGAGGCGUGGUGCUGAACGCGGGGAGUGAGCUGCGGCACUACCACUUGUCCGGCGUGGUCAACCCAGCCAACGUGCACUGUGACACCCUUGUGCCGCCCGGGGAGUCCCAUGUGUGGUUUGUGAGGGACACUACCAUUGCUGACCAACUGUCGUUGUUGGCUAAUGCAUCUGCCCCUCAACCUGUGGUGUAAUCUAACGAGGUUGGGUCUUCUACUUGUGAGUUCUCAGGGGCGUCGCCUGUAUGAUUUGGUUUUUGGAAUGAGCGGCUUUGCCUGCUGUCACUUAGUAGUACGGUAAUAGUAGCUGUAGUACCACAAGCGCUGACUGGAUUGAGUCUCAAAAUCUUGCAACUAGCAUGUAUCCACUAGGGUAUGAAAUAAACCCAACUGAAAGCGCUGUUUGUCAAUCCUAUAUAAUUGAUGCUGGCAA